AUUGAAAAGUUCCAAUUAUAAAACUCGAAUGCAAUUUAUUUUGGAAAUAAUUUUGUGUUAGGUCAUGACUAAGACUAAGAGUGAGAAUCAUGACAUUGUAAUUUGUAAGGAAUGAAACACUAAAUUUGUCAUCAAAAUAAGGUCAAUGUCGAUGAAACCUGAUGUUAAAGAUUAAAUAUCUCCGUCAAACGUUUAGCUCCGAAUUUCCAUUUAUCUACAUUUAAUUUAACAUGGAAACAGUCAUACCAUCAACAUUUAGUGGUACAUACCAAUUUUCAAGUCCACCCAGACCCAUUUACAAGCCCCUUUACUCCCCUAAAAAACCUUAUAAGGAAAAACAAGAUGAAAAUGAAGAUGGGAAAAUUCAAUAUGGAAAUCUAAUGUUUGAUAGACGAGUGGUUCGUGGAAAUACCUAUGCACUUCAAAGACUGGCAAAGGCCAGUGAAGAUAGUAAACUGGACAUGAAAAAGAAAAAACAAUCUGCUAGAGGCCAAAGAGUGAGAAGAGAAAAUGAAACAGAGACUCCUCCACCUGUAGAAGGACGUGAACAUACUCCUGUUCAAACAGAACUCUAUCUUGAAGAACUGAGCUACCAUGUUGAAGAAAAAAACAUUGAGUGCCAAACUGACUCAUUGUUAGACAGGCCUGCAUCCCCUCUCUUUGUUCCUGCCAAGUCUGGUGUAGAUGUGGAAACCCAGAUAUAUGAAGGAGAGUUAUUUGAUUUUGAUAUGGAAGUACAACCUUUGCUGGAAGUACUUGUGGGCCAGACAGUUGAACAAGCACUUUUAGAGGUAUUGGAGGAAGAAGAAUUGGCUGAACUUCAAAAUCAACAACGAAAGUAUGAAGAAAAUCGUUAUGCUGAGCUGGCUGAACAGCAACGACUUGAAGAACAAGACAGAAGAAGAUCAGAAGAAAGGGAACAUCGUAUACAAGAACAGAAAGCAGCUGUAAAACUGGAACAAGAAACAACUGAAAAAGCUACAGCCUGCCUGUAUACACAAAAUUACCUGAUAAAUCUGGUUCCAUCUGUCUAUGCAAAGUUGGAAGACCAUGGAUAUUUUGUUGAUUCAGCUGAAAUUGAGGUAGAAGACACCUUUUUACCAUGGUUGAUGGAUGAAAUGGAGAAAGAACUAGCUAGUGUAAAAGCAACUUAUGCAUUACUUGAUGACCUGAUUGAGGAGGUUGUUUAUUCUAAACAAGAAGAAUAUUCAUCUCUACAGAACCAAAUGCUGGCUGAUCAACAUACAUCCCCUACCACUCAUGAAGAACAACGUCCUGUUUCAGUAUCCAAUACAGAUCAUGAAAUUUCAGUUAGAGAGCAAACAGCCAGGUUAUCAACAGAAGAAGAUCCAGAAUAUGACAAUGAGAGAGAAGAUAAUGAGGAAACUACACAAUAGUUUCAAGUUUUAACAUCAAACAUUUCAAAGCUACAAAACUAACUCAAAAAAAGGAUAUAGUGGAUAAUUUUUGUAAGCUGUCAUUUGUGACUAUUCAUCUAAUUUUAUAUGUUAAAUGAAAUGAAAAAUUGAUGUGUGGAAUGCCAGUAAGUGUAUGUCUUUGUAAUAAAUAUGAGUUAUCUUGAAA
This is a messenger RNA of Limulus polyphemus (Atlantic horseshoe crab), 1584 nucleotides long. RefSeq names its product radial spoke head protein 3 homolog B-like. Gene Ontology annotation, cellular component: cilium. Bases 231 to 1397 code for a protein of 388 amino acids. Lineage: Eukaryota; Metazoa; Arthropoda; Merostomata; Xiphosura; Limulidae. The transcript has 9 exons. The record is from RefSeq and is a predicted model, not a curated record.